This is a messenger RNA of Gastrolobium bilobum, 3288 nucleotides long. RefSeq lists its product as uncharacterized. The record is from RefSeq and is a predicted model, not a curated record. The transcript is spliced from 4 exons. Bases 1 to 3288 code for a protein of 1095 amino acids. Lineage: Eukaryota; Viridiplantae; Streptophyta; Magnoliopsida; Fabales; Fabaceae.
AUGGAUAAGUCUUGGAUUAUGCAGCCGCGUAAUUCACCUGCAUAUGAACAAGGUGUUCGGGCUUUUAUUGAUUUUGCAUCACAAAAGCGUGGAAUUGAAGGUGAAAUAUUAUGCCCUUGUCCAUUAUGUGGGUUUAGAAAAUGGCAGAAAAGAGAUGUUGUGUAUGAUCACCUAAUUUGCAGACAAUUCCCAAAAGGUUACACUUUUUGGUUCCAUCAUGGGGAGACAAACAUGGGAGAAGCCAGUAAUGUUGCUGCUGCAUUUAAUGCCAAUGACACCCAUGAAAUUAUGGUUGAUGAAGAUCCAAUGCAGAACAUGAUCAAUGAUGCAUUUGGAGUUGAUAUGCACCACCUAAAUGAGCAUAACCUUGAAUGUGAUGAAGAUAUUGCCGAAGGGGGACAAACAACAACAAAUGAAGCUAAAGAGUUUUUUGAACUAGCUAAAGAUGGAGAGCAACCAUUAUAUGAAGGGUGUACAAAAUAUUCAAAGCUUUCUUUCGUAGUGAAGUUGUAUCACAUUAAACGCCUUUGUGGGAUGACAGACAAGGCUAUGACAAUGGUAUUGGAACUAUUACAAGAUGCAUUUGACUAUGCAAAAAUUCCAAAAUCAUUCUAUGAGGCAAAGAAAACUAUCACUAAGUUAGGUUUGGACUAUCAAAAGAUAGAUGCGUGCCCAAAAAAUUGUAUGUUGUAUUGGGGUGUCAAUGAUGAAAAUAUGCAAACAUGCAAAGUUUGUCACAUGUCCAGAUGGAAGACAAAGAAUAAAGUUGGUGAUAUUUUAAGAUCCGAUGAUGGCUGCAAUAAAAAGAAGGUGCCAGCUAAAGUUGUUCGAUACUUCCCAUUGAAACCGAGAUUACAAAGAUUGUUUUUGUCCUCGAAGACAGCGAAUGAUAUGAGAUGGCAUGCUAUGGAUAAUAACAACGAUGGCAUGAUGAGGCAUCCUCGGGAUUCUGAAGCUUGGAAGAAGUUUGAUUCAAUAAACACCUCAUUUGCAUUAGACCCACGCAAUGUGCGACUUGGAUUAGCUACUGAUGGUUUUAAUCCCUUUGGUAACAUGAGUUCUAGUUAUAGCAUUUGGCCGAUUAUCGUAGUUCCUUAUAAUACCCCUCCGUGGGUAUGCAUGAAGUCUACAUCCUUUAUAAUUUCAACAAUCAUCCCGGGUAAACAAAUGCCGGGGAAUGAUAUUGAUGUUUAUCUACAACCCUUAAUUAAAGAGUUGAAGGAGUUAUGGCAUGAUGGUGUGGAUGCAUAUGAUUCUGUUAAGCGGGAGAUGUUUAAGUUGUAUGCAGCCUUGUUGUGGACUAUUAGUGACUUUCCUGGUCUUGGAACAUUGUCUGGAUGGAACACCUACACUGGACUUGCUUGUCCAACAUGCAACUUUGAUAGUAUACCUUGUCGCCUUCCCCAUAGUAGGAAAUGGUGUUUUAUGGGUCAUCGACGCUUUCUUGACCAAAGACAUAGGUUUAGACUGAACAGGAUUCGUUUUAAUGGACAGCAGGAGCUUCGUCAUCCACCCAAAAUAAUUUCUGGUUUUGAUGUUCUUGAUCAAGUCCAGAAUGUUGAUGUCAUUUUUGGUCGAAGUCGAGAUGUUGGAGGAAAGGGGAAGAGGGUACGUGGCAAUGCAGGUGUUAAACAAUGGAAAAAGAAAAGCAUAUUUUUUGAUCUUCCUUACUGGGAGUCCAACUUACUGCGUCACAAUCUUGAUGUGAUGCAUAUUGAGAAGAAUGUGUUUGAUAAUAUUUUAUACACCUUGUUAGGUGAUAGUGCAAAGUCUAAAGAUCACCUUAAUGCUCGAAAAGACUUGAUAGAAUGGAAGUGUAAGUCAGACCUUUGGCCAAGUGAGAACGGAAAAUAUCCUUUAGCAAUCUACACAAUGAAUAAUAAAGGCAAGAAGGCAUUCCUUAGUACUUUAAAGAACAUUUCAGUGCCAGAUGGUUAUUCAAGCAACAUUUCGAGGUGUAUUGAUGUAGACACUCUUCGAGUUAAUGGAAUGUUAAAAAGUCAUGAUUGUCAUGUAUUGAUGCAACAACUUCUACCAUUGGCUAUGAGGGUAGCAUUGCCUGAACAGGUGUCCAAGAUUUUAAUUGAAUUAUGCUCUUUCUUUAAACAAAUAUGUAGUAAGGUGUUGAACGCCACAAGUUUAGAAAGAUUGCAACAUGAAAUUGUUCUGACUUUAUGCCACAUGGAAAUGUUAUUUCCCCCUUCGUUCUUCACAGUCAUGGUCCAUUUGAUUGUUCACUUUGUUGAUGAAGUUAAGCUAGGAGGUCCAGUCCAUUAUCGGUGGAUGUAUCCUAUCGAGAGAUUUAAUCGACCGGGUCGUGUUGAUGAUGCAUGUAAUGAAGAACACCCUAACCCACGUGUUAAGGAAUUUUUCCUCCAAGUUGGAAAUCCACUUGGUGGUUCUUCAUAUUUCAAUCUUACACUGACAGAAAGAUUACAAGCUCAUAGACAUGUCCUAAUCAAUUGUCCGGCAGUUGAUCGUUAUCUCAAGGAUUUUAGAGUGGAGGUGCGGAGACGCAUUAGACAUCGAACAAGGAGUCAAGCUGAAGUUGACAAAAUAGUUCAUAGAGAGUUUGUUACAUGGUUCUCUAAAUGGAUUGUUAGAGAAGUGGAAAAUUUGAAUGAAAGUGAUAAAGCUUUCAUGCUUUCUCUUGGUCAGGGUCCCAUUGUCCAUGCUAGAAGAUUCAAUGCAUAUAAUGUUAACAGGUUCAAAUUUCGAACCUUGGCACGCGAUAACGGCUUGAAAACUCAGAAUAGUGGGGUAUAUGGUUCGUUUGGCACUAGAAGUUAUUAUAGUAAUAAUGAUCCUCAAAUGAGGUUUGGGGAUGUCUUAUACUAUGGAAAACUUGUAGACAUUAUAGAGAUAAACUAUUGUGGCUUAUUCACGGUUCCUUUGUUCAAAUGCCAGUGGGCUAAUACCACUAAUCCUAGAGGCAUUAAAAAAGAUAAGUUGGGAUUUACUUCAAUUAAUUUCAAUAGACUAAUACAUACUGGUGAACAUGAAGAUGAUGAGCCAUAUAUCAAAGCCUCAGAGGCACAAAUGGUUUAUUAUGUGGAUGAUGAAAUAGAAAAGGGUUGGAGUAUACCUGUUCAUUUGAAGCCAAAAGACUUAUAUGACAUGGGUGAAGAUGAAGAACUUAUGCCUUCCAUAGAGUCAUUUCCAUCACAGAACUUGGAAGAUAUUUUUUUUGAUGAUGCUAUGCAUAUGCAAUUGGCAAGACCAGAUGCUGAUGAUGAGCCUCCUAGUUUUACAAAUCAUGAAGAUGACAAUGAUGAAGUUCUUACAUGA